Molecule: messenger RNA, 2154 nt
Organism: Arachis duranensis
Lineage: Eukaryota; Viridiplantae; Streptophyta; Magnoliopsida; Fabales; Fabaceae
Product: serine/threonine-protein kinase Nek6
Exons: 15
Coding region: 236-1960 (574 amino acids)
Biological process (GO): protein phosphorylation
Molecular function (GO): ATP binding; protein kinase activity
Source: RefSeq, a predicted model, not a curated record
GUUUUGCCGCCCUCUCUCUUUUCUAACAAUCAUUGCUAAACUUUUAAAUACUAAUACGUAUAUCAUACGGUACCGUAUAUCAUACUAUAUUGCUAUGAUAAUAAGUUAAUAACUGCCACCAAUAGUCUUCACUCACUCCUCAGAAUUCAGAACUGAAAAUUGCUAUGUUGCUUAGCCAAAUCAUGUUUUCAUGAAUUCAGGUAGUGUUACUCUGACUUGUAAGAGGUAGAGUGAAAUGGAGCAGUAUGAAAUUCUAGAACAGAUUGGCAAAGGUGCCUUUGGUUCUGCUCUUCUUGUCAAGCACAAGCAUGAAAAGAAAAAAUAUGUCCUCAAGAAGAUUCGCCUUGCUCGCCAGACUGACAGAGCCCGAAGGUCUGCCCAUCAGGAGAUGGAGCUUAUAUCUAAAGUUCAAAAUCCAUUUAUAGUGGAGCAUAAAGAUUCUUGGGUAGAAAGGGGUUGUUUUGUAUGUAUUGUCUUAAGUUAUUGUGAAGGAGGAGAUAUGGCUGAAGCUAUAAAAAAGGCUAAUGGUGUUCAUUUUCCUGAAGAGAAACUUUGUAAGUGGCUUGUUCAACUGCUGAUGGCCCUUGAUUACUUGCAUGUAAAUCACAUACUUCAUCGAGAUGUCAAGUGUUCAAAUAUUUUCUUGACAAAAGAUCGAGACAUCCGUCUAGGUGACUUUGGCCUUGCUAAAAUGUUGACAUCUGAUGAUCUUGCUUCCUCAGUUGUUGGGACCCCAACUUAUAUGUGUCCUGAGCUUCUUGCUGACAUACCCUAUGGUUCUAAGUCAGACAUCUGGUCUUUGGGAUGCUGUGUUUAUGAAAUGGCUGCUCACAAGCCAGCUUUUAAAGCUUUUGAUAUACAAGCAUUGAUUAACAAAAUAAACAAGUCUAUAGUGGCUCCACUUCCAACUAUAUACUCUAGUGCUUUCCGAGGGCUUGUGAAAAGCAUGCUACGGAAAAAUCCAGAGCUUAGGCCAACGGCUGGUGAGUUAUUGAAUCAUCCACAUCUUCAGCCUUACAUUCAAAAAAUUCAGCUACAACUAAGUAGCCCCAGAAGUAGUAGUACUUUGGCAUUUCAAUGGCAUGAGAAAAACCAUGCAAGAAGUAGGUUCAUAGAGCCAGAAUCUGUUUCUUCUCUUUCUGGCCAAGACAAAUGCUUGUCAUUAAGCAGUGACAACAACAGGUCCUUGAAUCCAAGUGUUUCUGGAACUGAUGAACAAGGAUCUCAGUGUUCUUCUACCCAAAGAGCAAUUGGAUCAUCAUCCACUUAUUCAAAAGAGAAGCUCUAUGAACUAUCUAUUGCCUGUGUCCCUGACAAAUGCAAUACUUAUAAAUCAUCAAAAGCUAGAAAGUCCUCAAUUGUUCAGAGACCUUCAACACUGAGAACUGCUAAGGCUUCUGCCACACUCAGAGGCCAGAAAAUGACUCCAUCUAGGACACACCCAAUGCCUAAUGCAGCAAUCCGCAGAGCAUCAAUUCCACCACCAAGUAGAGCAAACAUUGGCCUUCUCCAAUGUGUGGAGUCUCCCAAUGUCUCGGUUAACACUCCGAGAAUCGACAAGAUUGCAGAGUUCCCUCUGGCCUCAUAUGAGGAUAAUUUCUUCCCUGGCAAAGUAACAUGCCCAUCACCAUCACCAUCACCAUCACCAUCACCAUCACCAUCACCAACAUCAAUAAUAACCACGAGCGAGGAAAAGUGCAUGAUCCAGGUUGUGGACAAAGCCACUGUCCACAACACCAACAGUGAACACUCUGCUGAUCAUAAGCAUCGAUUCGACACCUCGUCGUUGCAGCAACGUGCAGAGGCAUUGGAGGGGCUGCUAGAGUUCAGUGCAAGGCUGCUACAACAACACAGGUUUGAUGAACUUGGAGUCUUGUUGAAGCCAUUUGGGCCUGAGAAGGUUUCUCCAAGAGAAACAGCUAUUUGGUUGGCCAAGAGCUUCAAACAAACUCUUCUUUAAGCUUUUCUUGUCUAUGUCAUAUGUGAUCAACCAUCAUUGCCAUAGAACAUUGUACAUCAAUAGAGUGCUUUCUCUUUUCUGCAUUGCCAAUUUUCCAUGAGGUCCAUGCUUGUACAUUUAUAUUUAUAAAACAAAAAAAAAAAUCUGGGUGCACUUAAUUAUAAUUGUCAAGAUACAAUUAUUUACCAAUUAUU